Messenger RNA from Physeter macrocephalus (sperm whale), 561 nucleotides. RefSeq names its product transmembrane and coiled-coil domain-containing protein 4-like. Bases 172 to 561 code for a protein of 129 amino acids. Lineage: Eukaryota; Metazoa; Chordata; Mammalia; Artiodactyla; Physeteridae. The transcript is spliced from 5 exons. The record is from RefSeq and is a predicted model, not a curated record.
GGCGGGGCCGGGGCAGCCGGACCGGCUUCGCCGUCGCCUUCGCCGCCACCGCCAGUGGGAUUGUCCAAAACCCUCUGGGUUCUUCUAUGUUGGAACUGUUGCCAUGGAGACCUCCUGAGAUGCUGCAGUGACCACCGACCUCCAGUUUAACUUCCAGAUAGAGGGCUGGAAAUGGCCACAGGGGACAGGUCGAGCCGGAGGCUGCCCCAGGUGGCCGAGCCAGGUGUGGAAGGGGAGCCGCAUCUGCCCACAGGCCGGGAGCUGACCGAGACCAACCGUUUUGCCUAUGCCGCCCUCUGUGGCAUCUCCCUGUCCCAGCUCUUUCCAGAACCUGAGCAAAGAUCCUUCUGCACGGACUUUGUGGCCGGCCUGGUGAAGUGGCUGGACUUGUCCGAAGCUGUCUUGCCAACCAUGACUGCUUUUGCCAGCGGCCUGGGAGGCGAAGGAGCAGACACGUUUGCUCAGAUUUUAUUGAAGGACCCCAGCUUGAAGGACGACCCACUGGUGAUCACUCAGGACCUUCUGAGCUUCUCACUCAAGGAUGGUGAGUUGAUUUCAUAA